UUCUUAUUCUUCUACGAAAGUGGGAAAUUUUUAGCUUUUUUGAACAAUUUUGGUGAAUUUCGUGAUUUUUGUGAUAAGAUAAAGGUGAUAAGCGCUAGUUAGAGUCUUUUGCAAGUCCCGUUGAGCUUCUCGUUGGAAAAUUAAACCUUCCCGACCAUAAAAACCACGCAAACUGCGUAAAAACUCAGUUUAGUGUAAAGUGGGAAUUUCCAAGUUAGUGCAAUAUUGCGUUUGUAAAAUAGUAAAUCCCCGACUAUUCUCCUCUCGAUACAUGCCAGAACCUUCUUCAGCUCGGAAAGAUGAAAAUCGCCUACCAAAUUUGCAAGUGUCUGCUAUCUUUCGUGCUCCUGCUGGUUUUUAUUCUGUUCAGCUUCGCCGCCCGCGUUCUAUUCGUUUAAGAAGGACACGGCUGGGUGUCCUUCCGGAUGUCCGGAACAGCUUCCGGCGCAGCUUAAUCUUCGUCUUUGUUCGAAACAAAGGAAUCACCACGGCCUUAUCGCUAAUCGGACGUUGCCACCGUUCCGGGUCGAUUCCGGGUCACGAUUCCAGGCAAUUUGCGCGACGAAAUGGUUUAAAUUUGGCGCUCACGGACUCAUGCGAACCAGUCGCUGAAAAUCGGGAAUGCUUCAGUGCUGAACUAGAAUGUCCGAAGAACAUGCCAUCAGGACCGCCGUCCAUACGAUCUAUCGCCAGCAGCAGGACCAACAGCAUCCACCAGGCCUGCUGAUGUAUCGCGGGCUGCCGGGAUACGGCAGCGGGCCUCCCCAAUCCACGCUUGCCAUGUCCCGGUCACAAUCGCAAUCUUUUAAUCGCAUGUAUAAUCUGUUGAGCGAGGAUCUCCUCGCUGGCUACAUGGAGCAGGGUCGCAUGUCCGUCGUGCGGAGGUUUUUCUGUCUCUUCGUUACAUUCGAUCUCGUGUUCAUCUCCUUGCUGUGGAUCAUCUGUGUUGUGAUCAAAGGACAAAACGUGCUCAGCGCACUGGAAGCUCAGGUUGUUCACUACACUGUCCAGUCCUCGCUGUUCGAUGUCGUUGCGGUGGCCUUUAUUAGAUUUAUUGUGCUAAUCCUAUGCUAUGGACUCUUGGGCAUAAGCCACUGGGUAGUGAUAGCGUUAUCAACAACCAGUUCCUGCGGUCUUCUCAUUUGCAAAGUUAUUCUUUACGAUUGGACCGCCACGUCUCAGCCGGUGUUUGAAGUGCUGCUGAUAGUCGUAUCGUUUGUGCUGGCAUGGAGUGAAGCCUGGUUUUUGGAUUGUCGCGUCAUACCACAGGAACGAUAUAUAAGCAACUAUUUGACUGCAACAGGUCCCACCUCGGUCGACGCUAAUACGCCACUGUUACAACCAUAUAUGACCAUUGCAGCCGGAGGGGAAAGUGUAGGAAACUUUUAUUCACCAUUCGAAUCGGCCCACAACAGUGAUGAAGAUGACGACGAAGAUGCCCAGGACGAUCAGUACAAGCAGAUGGGAUUGGAAUGCGUUCGCACGGCAUACGACCUGCUCGAAUCGGAUAACUGGAAGUUAGAAAAGACGACCAACAAGGGCGACACGAUCCACAGCUGCCAGGUGGAUCAACUCGGUAAGGUGUACAAAGUGACCGGCAUCAUUGACUAUCCGGCGGAGCGGUUGUUGAGGGAGCUAUUCUACAAAAUUGAGGACAUGCCGAAAUGGAACCAUUCGAUUAUCGUAUCUAAAAUUAUGCGAAAAAUUGACAGUCACACCGAUGUUACCUACCAAAGUACCACUGGCGGAGGUGGAGGAGUGGUAAAGUGUCGUGAAUUUGUUAAUCUACGCUGUUGGCGGGUUUGCCGUGGUGGUCAGGUUUGUGAACCAACCUAUGAAACGGAUGAACGGAGCGAACAGGACUCGGAAGAUGCUCAAAGCGGCACCGAGAGUAAUGGCCAUUAUGAGAGCAGUGGUGAUGUAGCCCCAGCAAUUGGUUCCUCGAAAAUGAGUCAAUCGCAUAGUGAAUUGAAGCUGAAAAGAGCAACGGACGAGACAGCAUUUAAGACGCUCAGUAAAAGCCUAGGGGCGCAGGAUUUUGCGGCCGAUGGCGCGAAAGAAGAUGGUCUGCCAAGUGUCUUGUUAGAGGAGGAAGCUAGCGCAAGAGAUAGACACAGUGAUCUAAAAUUCACCAAGGGAAGCAAGGUGUACGUUAGUGCGGCAACUAGUAUUGACCAUCCGGGUGUGGUGCUUACGACGAAAUUCAUUCGUGGUGAAAAUAAGAUUUCCUGUUGGGCGAUGCGUGAGCUGGAUAACCAAAAGGAUCGAUGCAUUUUCCAGUGGCUUCUGUGUCUGGAUCUAAAGGGGUACAUACCGCGAUACGUUCUAGACACUGCCUACACAACGCUGAUACAAGACUAUAUGAACUCAUUGCGAAAGCAUGUGGCCAAGCUGAGCCAACAAGCAAUUGUGUCUCCAAACAAUCAAUAGUAACCGAUGGCAUUUAUGAUGCACUGAAUCCUUUUUGUUGUAAUAUCUUUUUACCUAUCUUCCGCCAUGUCGAUUUGUUAAACGUUAUGCGUGUGGCGUGCAUCUGACAUUAAUAGUGCGCCUUGAAUCGGUCUUCUCUUUCCCUAAAGUAUCUAGAACCGUAUGUUAUUACCGUGAUACACAUCGCGACCGAAGGUGCUUCAUGGGAUGAAUUUUUCGUGUUCCAGCGACCGCGUUGUGCAUCUUGGAACUGAUUUUUUGUUUUAGUAAAUUAAGGGUGCGCAAAUUGAUAGUGAUAGCUAAGUUGCUGAAUGGUGAUUCCGUUGGUAUUCCAUCCUUCACCACGAAGAAAAGCGCCUGCCGGCCAUUGUCGGAGACCAAACACUUCAGGCUCCUCAUCUAUUCUCACACACGGCCUCAAACCCGCCUAAAUGCAAGUGAAAAGUCUGCAAAUAUUAGCCUUUAUUUUCAUAGACAGACACGGGCGAGAACAGCGUUCUGGGUUUUCGAACGUUCUUUUUUAUAUUCCUUAUCGAACACGAACACUACAAACACAACACACCGAAACGCGUACUAUAUUGGUAUAAUUUUAUUGUGAUAUAAAUAAAAACAUAAUACACAUUUCGUACAAGCUUUUACUGUUGUACUUGCUGCCAGUCAGAUAAAAGUGGUGCUUGAAACAAUAAUCGAAACAUCGUCUUAAUUGUGUCAUCUAGGCUAGCAUGGCGGCACAUCUUCAUUC
Messenger RNA from Anopheles darlingi, 3172 nucleotides. It is a transcript of the gene Start1, whose product is annotated as steroidogenic acute regulatory protein-like. NCBI's taxonomy places the organism in Eukaryota, Metazoa, Arthropoda, Insecta, Diptera, Culicidae. Bases 643 to 2430 code for a protein of 595 amino acids. Gene Ontology annotation, molecular function: lipid binding. The record is from RefSeq and is a predicted model, not a curated record. The transcript has 11 exons.